GUGAAUAAUUAUUAGUAUAUACUGGUAUAGUGGUUUACUACAUUGUGUGUUCAAUAACACAAAUUAUACAUGGAAAUUUAAUCAGAUCAAUAGUAUUAUUAACAUUAUAAAUUAUUUUAUCUAAUAAUAAUUAACCUAAAUUUACAGUACCUAUCUAAAUAAUACCAUUAAUAUUGUAACAAAAUUAAUGAUAUUUCCUUCUACUAAAACAAUAGAUAUUUGGUUUUUGUUUUAUUAUAUUUCAUGGUAAACAGAUUUUUGUUUGCAAAUAUUUAGGCAAAAACAAUGUCUAUAGUUACCUUUGAGAAACCUGUGCCCAAAGUGGCUGAGUCUGAUUGGUAUUACAAAAUAACUGAAUUAAAAGACUCUUGUGACGAACACAGAUGUUAUGCAUUUGUAUUAGGAAAUGAAUCGAAAAAACUAAGGAAUGAUACAGAUAUCACUACUUAUUGGAGUACACAUCAUACCAAUUCUAAGAUCUUUGACAGACAUACUGAAAUAACACGCUGGAAAUAUUUAAUUGAAUUAUGUUAUAAAAACUUGCAAAAAGAAAUUAAAGACUUGAAAAUUGAAAAAGAGAAAACUGAAAAAUGUAUAGAAUUUCUAAACUUGAACUUUACCGUUACAAAUCAUUGCUUAAGUAUAAGAGAUGAAAGGGGUGCUACAGAUUUAUGUCAUGAUAUUGCAUCUAUUGAAUUAAAAAAUGAACAAAACACUUUGGAAAAGCUGAAAAAGUUGUUAGUUGAAGUAUGUCAAAAUGCAUGGGAAAUGAUUAAUAAGUUAGAAGAGUUGGAAAUUAAUGUUGCUGAAGACUUAGAAAAAAAAAAUAACACAAUAAAUAUAGAUAGUCAGUUAUUAAAAAUGACAAAAGAUUCAAAUAACAUCUCUCUAAAACCAGAUCCACUAAGGGUUUCAAAAGAUUUCAAUACAUAUGAAAAAUGGCUUAAACAGUGCAUUGAUAUAAAACAAAGAAUUGAAAAUGAAUUAAUGAGUUCAACAAAAUUGCGUGAAACUAUGUUUGUAUCACAAAAUAAAACUUUAAAUGAUCUAUUAGCUCAAAAUGACAAAGUAAAUUAUAAUCUCAGAAGACGUAUUUAUGAUACAGAAAGGAUUAAGAACGAAUUAGAAUGGCAAAAAUCGAAUAUGUUAACAGAUAAGGAUAAAUUUUUGAAAGAAAUUGAAAAAUUAGAAAACGCUUUGUAUAGAAAAUUGAAUCCUAAAAUGUUGGUUGAAACACGGUGCGAAGAAAGAUUAUAUAGGGCUGGUAUUGAAUUGUGCCUUGAUAAAACUACUAUUGGAUUGCAAAAAGAACAUUUUCAACUCAAUAAUACCAUCAAAAUGUUGAAUGAUAAGCUAAAUCAAACAAAGGCUUUGCAUAAUAUUCUUAUUGAGCAAAUAAACGUACUUGAUGAGCAAUUAAAAAAUAAGACUCAUACAUUAAAUGUCGACCAUAAAUGUCUACAGUAUAGAGUACAACUGGACAACCGGAGUUGUAGCUAAUCAUCCAAUAAUUUUUUGGCUAACAGGAUAUAAUAUUAUAGACAUCUUAGAUCUUGAGAAAUCCUAAAAAAAUUUAAUGAAAUAUUAUCA
Rhopalosiphum maidis (corn leaf aphid) is the source of this 1590-nucleotide messenger RNA. Its product is annotated as tektin-B1-like. Gene Ontology annotation, biological process: cilium movement involved in cell motility; cilium assembly. Bases 286 to 1500 code for a protein of 404 amino acids. Lineage: Eukaryota; Metazoa; Arthropoda; Insecta; Hemiptera; Aphididae. The record is from RefSeq and is a predicted model, not a curated record. The transcript has 6 exons. Gene Ontology annotation, cellular component: microtubule cytoskeleton; nucleus.